Macrosiphum euphorbiae (potato aphid) is the source of this 237-nucleotide messenger RNA. NCBI's taxonomy places the organism in Eukaryota, Metazoa, Arthropoda, Insecta, Hemiptera, Aphididae. The record is from the annotation of a GenBank genome assembly.
AUGAUGCUUUUAAGAAAAGAAAGUGACCUCAGGCACCGAGAAACUGAAAAAGAAAAAAACGGUUCAUUAAUAUUAAAAUUAAAGUGGAAGAAAAACGGUGUCUAUAAUAAAGCUAACUUAACAUCAUUGUUUUCUAAGUACGGUGAACUAUCAUUUGUUGUGGUUCUGAAAAAUUCUGUGGCUUUUGUGAUGUACAAAUCUAAGACUACUGCCGUAAGUGAUUUUAAAUUAAAUUAA